This is a messenger RNA of Cyprinodon variegatus (sheepshead minnow), 6674 nucleotides long. RefSeq names its product leucine-rich repeat containing G protein-coupled receptor 4 (gene lgr4). The record is from RefSeq and is a predicted model, not a curated record. The transcript is spliced from 18 exons. Bases 705 to 3638 code for a protein of 977 amino acids. Gene Ontology annotation, biological process: G protein-coupled receptor signaling pathway. Lineage: Eukaryota; Metazoa; Chordata; Actinopteri; Cyprinodontiformes; Cyprinodontidae. Gene Ontology annotation, cellular component: membrane. Gene Ontology annotation, molecular function: protein binding; G protein-coupled receptor activity.
UGUGCUUUGGUUGGCAGUGAAACGCAGCAGUGCAGGUUUCAGAGCUGCAAAGGCCGGGGGCCACAGUGCUGCUGCUGCAGGUUGUCCGGUAGGGUGCCUGUAGAGCUACACAACACGCUGUUGAUGUCAGGAGAAGAGAAGGGGGGGAAACGUGAGGAAUGGCUGAAAACCGACGGUGCUCUCCUGCAAGGAAACAAACCAGGACGUAAGAUUUCGACUGGUGCUUUUCAAGCUUGAACAGAUUGAUUCAGGCAUUUAGCUUCGUAUCAGCGUUUACUGCGCAUAGUGAUUAUUUUCUCAAUUUAUUGGGAGAGCGAAAACGCAAGGGGGAAAAAACCGCAAGGUAGACUGCCGCUCCUGUCGCCAGCAGAGCUACUUUAUGGACUAAUACGACAUAAACAGGCUGAGAAAUGUUUCGCGCUAAGGUCGCGCGCUCGUCCUCGGUGGCCGCGUGAGGUUUUUGAGGCUAGCUAAUAGUUCAUAUGCAUAUUUUUUUGGCCCGGUUUAGAGCGUGUGUUUGUUGUGGGGACGUUACAUUUAGUUUGAUAAACACGACGGUUGAAAUUCAUCCCUCCUUCAUGCCUCAACCGAGCCGACCACAUGAGAAGUCGACGUCCGGGGUAGAGUAAACCGCAAACAAAGGCCCCCUUCUUCUGCUUCACUGUUUCCACCUGAACCAUCCAGGAGAGGGGAGAAACAACAACAUGCGUGUGGAUUUGUUUUGGAUAUGUUUGUGGUGCUUCGUUCGUCCAAGUGCCUCCGGUCAAGGGCAGUCGACGGCCGUGUGUUCCCCCUCAUGCAGCUGCGAUGAAGAUGGGGGAGCAGACUGCUCAGGGAGAGGGCUGACCAGCGUCCCAACUGGCCUCAGUACUUUCACCUACUACCUUGAUCUGAGUAUGAACAACAUCACUGAGCUUCCAGCAUAUGUUUUCAAGAACUUCCCCUACCUAGAAGAACUACGACUCGCUGGGAAUGACCUGACAUUCAUCCACCCUGACGCCCUGUCUGGUCUGCAUCAGCUCAAAGUUCUAAUGCUGCAAAAUAAUCAACUGAAAUCUGUACCCAGCACAGCACUAAAAAACCUUCACUCGCUUCAGUCUCUUCGUCUGGAUGCAAACCACAUUACAACCGUUCCUGACGAAAGCUUCGAAGGUCUCCAACAGCUUCGCCACCUUUGGCUUGAUGACAACCACCUGACCGAGGUCCCUGUCACUUCCCUGAGACACCAGUCAAACCUCCAAGCUCUGACUCUGGCACUGAACCGCAUCUUGUAUAUCCCAGACAACGCCUUCAGAAACCUGACUAGUCUGGUGGUGCUGCAUCUUCAUAACAACCAAAUUAAGGAGAUAGGAGCCAACUGUUUUGCUGGAUUGGUGAAUCUGGAGACGCUAGAUCUUAAUUUUAACAACCUGAAGGAGUUUCCCAAAGCAAUACAAGCCUUGCCCAAACUGAAGGAACUCGGGUUUCACAGCAAUGAUAUUGCUGCAAUUCCAGAAGGGGCCUUUCACAACAACCCCAUGCUACGAACCAUACAUCUUUAUGACAACCCGCUGUCAUUUGUGGGUGCUUCAGCCUUCCAAAAUCUCUCAGAUCUGCACUCCCUGAUGUUACGUGGUGCCAGUUUGAUGAAGGACUUCCCUAUUCUCACAUUGACUAAUAAUCUGGAGAGUCUGACUCUCUCUGGUACCAAGAUAUCAUCCAUACCCACCAAUCUGUGUGAAGAUCUCAGGUUGCUUCAGACACUUGACCUGUCCUACAAUGAGGUGACGGAGUUACCGUCCUUUCAGGGUUGUGGCCGGCUGCAGGAGAUAAGCUUCCAGCACAAUCAUAUUCAAGAAGUCGACAGAGAUACUUUCCAGGGUCUCUCAGUGCUGCGUUUGUUAGACCUGAGUAGAAACAAAAUUCGAGUUAUCCACAAAGAUGCUUUCCUCACCCUCACUGGACUCACCAACCUAGAUCUAAGCAUGAACGCCUUGUCUAUGAUUCCAACAACUGGACUGAGUUCCCUCAGUCAGCUGAAACUUUCAGGAAACCCACAGAUGAAAAAUGUUCUACCUGCAAAAAACCUUCCAAAACUCCGGUCGAUCUCUGUUCCCUACGCCUACCAGUGCUGUGCAUUCAUUGGAUGUGAGUCAGCAAUGAGGUCUUCUGAGGAAACUGACAGGAAGAAAUCUACAGGUGCUGAAGCAGGGGAGCAGGUCUCAAUGAUAAUGCAUUGCUCUCCUUCACCAGGAGCCUUCAAGCCCUGCGAGCACCUCUUGGGUAACUGGAUGAUUCGUCUGACUGUCUGGUUUAUCUGCCUGGUGUCGCUGGUGUUUAACAGCCUGGUGCUGGUGACCACCUUCUCCCCUGCUCAGCGAGCCACUGGUUAUUCCCCCUACCUGACUCCAUCUUUGUCACCAGCCAGGCUGUUGAUGGGAUUGCUGGCCAUUGCAAACCUGCUCACAGGCCUGUAUGUCGGCAUUCUGACCGUGCUUGAUGCUGCAACGUGGGGAUUAUUCGCAGAGUUUGGCGUGUGGUGGGAGAUGGGCCCCGGCUGUCAGAUUGCAGGAGCUCUCGCCGUGUUUUCUUCAGAGUGGUCCGUGUUGUUGCUGUCGCUGGCAGCCGUGGAGCGCAGCAUGACGGUGCGGAUGAUUCUUGGAAAAGUGAUGAUGACGCCCAGGAGGAACGGCGGCAACCAUCGCAGGUGCUUGAGAGGUUACCAACGCUUCGGCCUGGCUGCGGGGCUGCUGGGCUUGCUUGCCGCCGCCGGAGCAAGUUUGCCUCUUCUGACCUUCGACGAUAAGUCCUCUUCUCCUCUCUGCCUGCCGUUCGCUGGGGGUGAGAGUCCAGCUCUGAGUGUUACGGUCAUUCUAGUCCUGCUCAACGCCCUGGCCUACCUCUUCACAGCCGCAGUAUACACUCAGCUCUACUGCCACCUCGGCAGGGUGGAGUUAGCAGAUCCAGAACAGACUGGCGCACUGCGCCAUGUAGCCUGGCUCAUCUUCACCAACUGCAUAUUCUUCUGUCCGGUAGCAGCUUUUUCAUUCGCUCCACUUCUGACAGGAUCUACAGCCGGCGGCCCGGAAAUUGCCAAGUCCGUCACCCUCAUUUUCUUCCCCCUACCUGCGUGCCUGAACCCAGUGUUGUAUGUUUUUUUCAGCCCAGCCUUCAGAGAGGACUGGUUAAGGUUGCGAGGUCACAUUGGUCUGACCCGAGAGGCGAAGGCUGGUGCUGAAAGCGGCUGCGACGACGGCGGUGGGGGCUCAGAGCUGACAGACGGAGGAUCCUCCACCCACCUAGGCUUUGACUGUGGUGUGUACUCACAGCUUUGUGGAGAGACUGUAUGCGAACAGUGCGAGGCAGUGCUGCGUGCCCGGGCCUGCUCUUCCUCCUCAGGCUCCGCUAUCUGCAGACAUUUAGUGAAGUCUCACAGCUGUCCCACCCUUCUGGCCGGGGCAGCAAUAUGCCAGCGCUCUGAGGGGUUCUGGGCAGACAGCAGCACACCCUCUGCUCAGUCCGAGUGCGCUGACGAGGGAGACUCAUUCAUUUCAGACAGUUCAGACCAGGUUCAAGCCUGCGGCAGGGCCUGCUUCUGCCAAAGUAGAGGACUUCCUCUGGUACACUACUCAUACAACAUACCUCGAGUCAAGGACUAAGGGUGCCUCAGUGCUCCAGAGCGUCAGUGUGCACAGAUAUGUCAGUCGUGUGAAUUUAGAUUCUUCAAGAUAAUGUAAUUUUAUAAAUAUAUAUAUAUCAGAACAGAAAAUGUGCCAACUACCUUUACAAUUCAUCACGCACUUAUGUUUGUAAUUACUGUUUAAAGACAUGCAGCAAAUCAUUGAAAGGGAAUUUCAAGUUAAAAGAUCAUUUCUAGAUGAAAUGUACCAAGUGCUUCAUGUUACAAACUGCUUAACAAAAGCAAAUCUUACCACCAGUGCCUGCCUGCCUCUUCUGAUCAACUGACAUGAUGAUGAUGAUGAUGAUGACGCAAGCAUAAGGGGUCAAGGAUGUUUUAUGUGUUGUGUACUCAUAAGCUUUCUAAAUAUAUCACACAUCAAACUUUAACAUGUCUAUCCAACAAUUUUUAUUUUUUUAAUUGGAUAUUUUUAUACAUAGAUUUAGCAAAAUGAUGAUCAUUGUUUAAUUUCUUUCAAUGUGUAUGUGUGAAUGUAAGUUCAAGGUGAUCCAGGGUUCCUAUGCAUACCGAAAAGUAUAGAAAAGUAUUGUGAUUGAUUAUAAAGUAUUUUCCAGGUCCGGAUGAGUAGGGGAAAAAAAAAAAAAGGUAUUUCCAGACAUUCUGAUUCCAGUUGCCUUAAUACAGAUCCUUCCCAGUUUGUCCAUCGCGUCUCUAGAUUGCUUCUCCUCUUGCUUUCCUAUUUUUCCUUCUUUCUAUUAACAUGAGGUUCUGCUUACUUGUUUCCUUUCAUUCAAUUUCCUUAUUUUAAAUCCUUUCUCAUUUCAUCCUUUCCUUUUCCAUAUAGUUGUCCUCUUUUCUUUCCUUAAAUGUUAUGUCUUCUUUAUUCCCUUCUCUCCCUUAUUAGUGGCUUAUUGCCUUCCUUGUGUUCCUUUUUGUCCCCAUUGUCCUUCCUUAUUUUCCUUUCUUGUGUACUUCUUUUGUCCUUCCUUGUUCAUACCUUUUGUCCUUCCUCCUUUGUGUCCUUCCUUUAUGGUCUCCUACCAAACCUUUCUUUCCUAUGGGUUUCACUCUCUUGUCUCCUUUUAUCUUUCCUCACACCUUUAAUAUUUUUUUCCUUGUGUCAGGACUUGUUUUCGUCUGUCUUUAUUCAUUUUAUUGUAUUUUUUGUUCUUGUGACCUUUCUUCGUUCUUAUUGUUUCUGGGUUUUUUUUCUCCAUUGAAUGUCUAUAUAGAGUAAAAUAGAGAAAACCUGCCAUAUGUUAGGAUAUUAUAUUUUAUUAUUAUAAGAACAGAUAAAAAGGAAAUAGAACGCUGGAAGUCGAGCUUUGAAAAGUAUGAAACUCAACUGAGGAUUGUGUUGGAACCCUGGUUAUGUUCUGCUUGUUGGGGUUGAAUGAUAGAGCAUUGAUAACUACUAGCCUAUGAGCAUGUGAUUGACACACACCGCAGUGAGAAUGACAGAGUUCAGUCUGUAAAGAAAAACACACCUUUUGCUUUUUAUACUCAGAAUGUGAUAAAAGUAGCAGCUAUUACUGUUUUAACAACUGUGUUCAGUCGAUUUGACACGCAUUAUUUAUUGUUAUAAGCAGACAGGAGUGUUUGGGCGGAGACUAUUUGUGGCGGCCUCUUAAUGAUAAGAACGCACGACAAUGUAAUCCAAGCAUUUUGCCAAAAUGGCACCUCUUUUAUUAUUUAUCUCUUAUUAGGUCAUUUUCACAUAUUAUUAAUGCAAAUCCCACUUGUGUCAGACUUUCAGCUUUUUUUGGUCCUAAUUUUGCUUUCACAGCUUUUUUUUUUUUUUUUUCCUGUCCAAGCUCUAGGCGGAAAAUGUUUUUCACUCACAGGGAAGUUUCUGAGCUGAAUCCUUUGUGUAUUUUGAACUUACUUAAAGAGGUUUUGCCGGUUAAUAAUGGAACAACUCAAUCUAAUGAAUCACAGUCCAAGUUAAGCUCAAUGAAUGCAAAGUUAAUUUCUCACACCAUUUAAAGACUGGCUGCAAGCUGAGUCAACAAAAGAAGGUAUGGAAAGCUUCCAAGUUAGAUGAAACAACAUAGAUCUAUGUUUUCUGGGCCUUAGAAUGUACACAUGAUGGUAGAAAUGGGAAAAUAGGGCAUGAAAUGACAUAUUUACUCUUUUUUUUUUUUUUUUUUUUUUUACAGUUCAGCUCCAUUAUCAUUAUUGGUGAUUUAUUAUUGUAUUUUAAUUUAGUUUGAAUGUAUGUGAUAAUCAGAGUAUUAUUGUAUCACUAAGUAAAUACCUGUAGACAUCUUUUCAUCCUGACCUAGUUGAGGCUGGGCGUGACAGAGUCUGACGGAUGUUUAGUUUGCUCAAGCAUGACUGCACGCAUUGAGGUGGUCACACCCUCUAAGCAUGUAUCUACAAGCGCACGCCAUGUGAGUUCUCAGGAAUUCAGGCAAUGUAGGGAACCAUUCUCCUUCAGCACCGAGACAUUCUCAUGUCUUCUUUAUGUUCCAGUCCUUAAAUGUAUUUGUAGUCAUCUUUGGAAAAGAUGCUUAAAUCGUUGUAUUAACCAAAAUGCCUCGUUUUGUUUCAACAUCUGAUCUCCUGUCUGCUGAAAAUGUGCAAAAUCUUUCAGUGCUUUAAUUAUUUCUGUGUUUUCCAUGUAAAUUAUUUGAAAAGGAAACUCAAGAAUGGGAUGCUAACUAAGGAAGCUACCUCCUCGCUUGUUGAGGCUGUCAGCAGUGCUUUGUAAGAGAGUUUGUUUUUAUUUUUCACUGUUUGCAUCCUCAGCUUUAUAAUGUUCACUUUAGCUGUAAAUCAUUUCAGUUAUGUGCAAGUUGUGGGAGGAAUCUAUGUACUGUAUACUGUGAUUUUUUUUUUUGUUCUUUUUCCUUGUUUUUAACAAAACAGAAAAUGUCUUUUCUUCUCUACUGUCACAGAAUAUAGAUUAUCUUACGUAUUUUUACUUAGCAUUUGUUCAAUUUGAAUCUAACCUGUAUUUUUUUUUUUUUGUCAGCUCCCCCUGCCCUUUUCUGUUCCGAUAGGUAAAUCAAUUCUUUAAAUUGUGAAUGAAUAAAAUUGGUAAAAUCUUAAA